This is a messenger RNA of Doryrhamphus excisus (bluestripe pipefish), 6010 nucleotides long. Its product is annotated as rho guanine nucleotide exchange factor TIAM1. The record is from RefSeq and is a predicted model, not a curated record. Gene Ontology annotation, cellular component: plasma membrane; cytosol. Gene Ontology annotation, biological process: small GTPase-mediated signal transduction; activation of GTPase activity. Gene Ontology annotation, molecular function: guanyl-nucleotide exchange factor activity; protein binding. NCBI's taxonomy places the organism in Eukaryota, Metazoa, Chordata, Actinopteri, Syngnathiformes, Syngnathidae.
GUUGCUGCUGCCGCUGAGUGGAAACGCAGCGACUCCUCGCAGCUUCAAUGUCACGGUGGUGGACGCCGGCAGACGUGGACGAUGAGAGGUUUUGACUCUCCGGCGUGUGUCCACGCAUCCGACGUCGGCGCGCCGCUUCCUCUUCCUCGUCUGGCGCGGCUGUCACCGCUGACGUGAUUGUCACAUGACAUCACUGCUGCCAUGACAACAGCCAUCCAGCCAUCCCGCUUUGUGGAUUGUAACAAGGGCUGAAAUUCCAGACUCUCUGAUGAGCAACAUGUUUGAAAAGUCACAUCCAUCCUGCAGCUUCUGAAUCAUGGGAAAUGUGGAGAGCCAGCACGGGGACCAUGCCUUCUAUGGCACAGAGCGUGGCUAUUUGUCACGUAAGCAUAUGUCCCGGUCUCUUCGCAUCUCCAACAAGCAGUCCAGGCGCUGUCGGCACGCCUCGUCAGGAAAGAUAGAGCACAGGAACUCUGAGACCAGCACGCGUUCCAGCAGCACGCCCAGCAUCCCGCAGUCCCUGGCUGAAAAUGGUCUGGAGCCUUUCAACGAGACCAACGUACUGCCAGACUUUGGAAGCCCCAUUUGGGUGGACCGUGUGUCCAUGAACCUGAGGCCGAUGUCUUUCCACCACGACCUGACGAGUCCCACGGCGCACGUCAACACCAUGUUGAUAACCCUCCCCGGGCCCACGGCGGAGGAAGUGCAAGACGAGGACUUGUACGCAAGUGAGGUUACGUACCUCCAGGACAUACGGGACAGCGCCAAGGAGCCGGGCAGCUUCAAGAAGAAGCGAUCCAAGUCAGCGGACACGUGGCGGGAUGACAGCCUGGAGUUCUCCCUCUCGGACCUCAGCCAAGAACACCUGACCAGCACCGAGGAGAUGAUCACACCGGGACACGAGCGGGAUUUGACCGACUGCGAAGGCCUCCUUCAGUCCAGCCCCGCGGAUGAUCGAGCAAACUCUCUGGACGAGCUGUACAACCAGAAGGCGCCCGGUCGCAGGCAACCCCAUAGCCGGUAUGCCAAACGGGCCACCAGGGACGGCGACAAUAAGAUGAUCUCAGAGGAGGAGGGCAACACCUACAGCGCCUACACCCUGCCGUGUCGGCGCUCCCAUUGUCUCUCUGAAGGUCUGAGCGGCCUCCAAGUCGCCGUGUGUGCCGGGCCGGGCAUGCAGGGCAGGAGGGCGCAGACCAUCCAGGAUGUCACAGCCGGCGAGGGCAGCGAGUACGAGGACAGCGGCAUCGAUGGGGUGACGGCCGAGGCUGAGUCCCGCCGCUACAAGACCAUGUCCGCCUCCUUCUCUGUAUGCUCGGCUGCGGGUGGCAGCAUGUUCGCCGGCAGCGACAGUGGCAGCAGCAAUGGCGGCGGAGGAGGUGGUAGCGGCGGGCCUGGCGACUGCGUGCAGGGCGUCUACGAGAACUUCCGCCAGGAGCUGGAGAUGAGUUCCUGCCAGACGGAGAGCUUGGAGGAGGCGGCCCUGAGCGACGAGCAGAGCACCAUGAGCUCCGCCUACCACUCGGACCCGUUACUGGGCGCCACGCAGGGGAUGGUGCGCAAAGCGGGAAGGCUUGCCGUCAAGAAUUUCCUUGUGCACAAGAAGAACAAGAAAGUGGAGUCUGCCACCAGACGCAAGUGGAAGAGCUACUGGGUGUCCCUUAAAGGCUGCACUUUGUUCUUCUACGAGACCGACGGCCGCUCGGGUAUCGACAACAACAGCGUCCCCAAGCACGCCAUCUGGGUGGAGAACAGUAUAGUCCAGGCGGUGCCCGAGCAUCCCAAGAAGGACUUUGUGUUCUGUCUCAGCAACUCGCUGGGAGAUGCGUUCUUGUUCCAGACGUGCAGCCAAACAGAGCUGGAGAACUGGAUCACAGCCAUUCACUCGGCGUGCGCCACUGCCGUGGCCCGCCAGCACCACCGUGAGGACACGGUGCGCCUGCUCCGUGCCGAGCUUAAGAAGCUGGAGCAGAAGAUCGACAUGGAUGAGAAGAUGAAGAAGAUGGGCGACAUGCAAUUGUCGGCUGUCACCGAGGUCAAGAAGAGGAAGACCAUCUUGGAUCAGAUCUUCCUAUGGGAGCAGAACCUGGAGCAGUUCCAUAUGGAUCUCUUUCGCUUCCGGUGCUACCUGGCCAGUCUGCAGGGCGGUGAGCUGCCCAACCCCAAGCGUCUCCUGGCCUUCGCCUCUCGCCCCACCAAGCUGGCCAUGGGGCGGCUGGGGAUAUUCUCCGUCUCGUCCUUCCACGCUCUGGUGGCAGCCCGCAUGGAGACGGGCGUGAGGCGGCGAGCACACGCCAUGUCCCGCUCAUGCAGCAAGCGCAAGAGCCGUUUCUCCUCGCUCUGGGGUCUGGACACCACGUCCAAAAAGAAGACGAAAGCUCACCCCAGCAUCAACCAGGUGUUUGCUGAUGGUGAAGUGCUUGUGAAAAAGCCUGCAGAUGGAACAUACACUGACUCUGCCAAGGCUCACCAGACCAGCGAGGAGGAAUCUGGCAAGGGUCUUCCACGGCCCAGCACGGAAAGCGACAUCUGGGUCCCUGACCACCUCACCCCCUCCUGGGUGUGUCUGCCAAACGACCAGCCGGUGCUGACAAUCAUCCAACCUGGAGAGUCGGCGCUGUGCGUGCUGGAAACCAUAUGCAAGGCCCACCAGCUGGAUCCCACCAAGCACUACUUACGUCUUAAAUUCCUCAUUGAUAACCAAGUCCAGUUCUACAUCCCCAAACCGGAGGAGGACAUCUGUGACCUGCUUUACAAGGAAGUUGAGCUCUGCUCCAAGAUAACAAAAGUGGUCCAGUUUGACCGAGACGAGUCGUGCAUGAUCGGUUAUGGUUUCUCCAUCUCCGUGGUGGAGGAGGACCGAGUGCAGCAGCUUUACAUCACAGACGUGAGGGCGGGUGGAUUAGCCUUCGCUAAAGGUCUGAACGCGGGCGACGAGAUACUGGAGCUGAACGGGAAGGAGGCCCACAGUCUCGACUUCUCCGACAUGAAGGUGGCGUUCUCCCGGUCGUCCCUGGCGCUGACCGUCAACACGUUACCUCCCGUGGACCGGCGUCAACUGUGCUUCCUCCCGCCAAGACGCUCCGACGUGGAGGAAGACCUCUACACGGACAUCUUCUCCCAGAGUCAAGAAGACAUCCUUGAUGAUGGCGUCGGGCUGCUGCUGGAGAGUUCUGGAGACAGCUUGGAUGAUGACUCGGAGAUCUUCGGUCAGUUUGACGACUGCAGAAAGCCCAGGAAACGUUCAUCAGACUCGGUCUUUGACAUGCUUCAUCUGAAUACAGAGCAGGUGGCCGCUUUCUGCCGCAGCCUCCAUGACAUGAAUCCCCCAGAGUGCAUGUCCUCCUCGCCCAGCCCGGACUCGCCCUUCCCGCCGCCCAUCGCCGCCCUCCGACAGCUCUCGGACGCCGACAAGCUCCGCAAAGUCAUCAGUGAGCUGGUGGAGACGGAGCGCACCUACGUCAAAGACCUCAACUGCCUGAUUGGGAGAUAUCUCAGUCCGCUGCAGAAAGAGACAUUUCUGACUCAGGAUGAGUUGGAUGUUCUCUUCGGGAAUCUGCCAGAAAUGGUGGAGUUCCAGGUGGAGUUUCUCAAGACGCUGGAAGACGGAACCAGACUGGUUCCGGAUCUGGAGAAGCUGGAGAGAGUGGAGCAGUUUAAGAAAAUCCUCUUCUCCCUGGGGGGCUCCUUCCUGUACUACGCAGACCGCUUUAAGAUCUACAGCGCUUUCUGUGCCAGCCACACCAAGGUCCCCAAGGUCCUGGUCAAGGCCAAAAGCGACCCCGACUUCAAGGCCUUCCUGGACGAGCGCAACCCCAAGCAGCAGCAUUCGUCCACGCUGGAGUCCUACCUGAUCAAGCCCAUCCAGCGGGUCCUCAAGUAUCCUCUGCUGCUCAAGGAGCUCUACUCGCUCACCGACCCGGACAGCGAGGAGCACUACCACCUGGACGUGGCCAUGAAAGCCAUGAACAAAGUGGCCAGCCACAUCAACGAGAUGCAGAAGAUCCACGAGGAGUUCGGCGCCGUGUUCGACCAGCUCAUCACCGAGCAGAGCGCCGACAAGAAGGAGGUGGCCGACUUGUCCAUGGGCGACUUGCUGCUCCACACCAGCGUGACCUGGAUCAACCCACCCGCAUCCUUAGGAAAGUGGAAGAGGGAGCCCCAGAUGGCCACUUUUGUCUUCAAAACGGCCGUUGUCUUUGUGUGCAAGGACGGGUCCAAACAGAAAAAGAAAAUGGGUGGCUCCCAUCGAGCGUCCAUGUCUUCCGAGGAGAAAGACCCCUUCCGAUACCGCCACAUGAUUCCCACAGACGCUCUCCAAGUCAGAUCGUUAGCGAACGCGGAUGUGGAGGGCACGUCCGUGUGCGAGAUCGUGCACACAAAGUCGGAGUCAGAGGGCCGGCCGGAGAGGGCGUUCCAGCUGUGUUGCAGCUCUCCGGAGAGCCGCAAAGACUUCCUGAAGACGGUGCACUCCAUCCUGCGAGAGAAGCACCGGCGGCAGCUGCUGAAGACGGAGAGUUUGCCCCUCAGCCAGCAGUAUGUGCCCUUCGGGGGCAAGCGCCUGUGCGCGCUGAAAGGUGCCCGUCCCGUCAUCAACCGAGCAGCGUCUGCGCCAACGAGGACGCUGGGACGGAGGAAGCUGGUGCGCAACCGCUUCACCAUCGACACCGACAUCGUAUAUGACGGCGAGCCCGAGCAGGACCUCGCCUCGCCGCCUCAGGACGCAGACGGGUUGGGGGCCCGGCGAGACCGGCGGCGGGCAUCGGCGGAAUCUGGCGACACGGACCGCUGGGUGGAAGAACAGUUUGACCUCAAAGAAUACGAAGACCCCGAGGAGGUCAAGGAGACGGACAUCCUGAGCGACGAGGACGACGAGUCGGGACGGCGGAGGACGACGGGAGCCGUCCACCUCGAUGCUUCCGUGGCGUCGCUUUCUCUGGAGAGCGGGGAAGCGGAGGGCAGCGAGGCGCUCGGCGAGCCCUCCGAGGACGCACACGUGUGGGUACGGCGGGAGCAUCCUGAAUGCUCGCCAGACUGACACGCUUUGGACGGUCGAGCGGAAAAAGCUGACUCAUCGUUUGGACGAACAGUACAAUCAUGGAUCCCAUCGUGACCGGCAUGCUUUGCACACGAGAGCGGCGCUCUGCAGCCCCGCCUGCUGUUGCCAAAUGGGUUUGUUUUCUUUGCGUGACCUUGACAACCUUAUAUUUGUCCUCCCAGACAUGGAAGAAAUCAUAGCAUAGUCAACUGAAAUAUCGUCAAAUAUUUACUUUACAGCUUUUAGCCUGCUUUUGUUGCGUCGGAUAGUAUUUUUGCUAACAGUUAGCGGCGGAGGCUAGUGGGAUUUUCAUGUUAACAUAAUCCUGUUUUACUUGAAUAUUCCUUCAUCUUUUACUGUGAAACCUUUCUUGUUUUGCUUCUAGUGUUGCCUUUCAAAGAACAGUCAUUGAUGAUGUUUAACUUUAGUCUCGUGCACGCUCCAGUGGCGGGAAUUUGCACAGCUGUUGUUUAAAAAAAAAAUGGUUUCAAAUCACUGGAUUACAAAGCAAUGUUUUUUUAAUAUAUAUAUAAAUAUAUAUUAUUUAUUGAUUUGUAAAUGUAUUUGUUAGCAAGAGUAUUUGCUUUUUAUAGGACAGUGCAAAUUUGUUCCAGCAAUCAGAGGGGGAAAGAUAGUAGUCCAAAUGUGAUGAAAUAAUUGACUGCAUUUUUAUUAUCAUUAUUAUAAUAUUAUUACCAUGCCUGUACAUAAAAUGUAUUGCUAUCAUAAUAAAGACACUUGUUUCCUACAGCAGAUGGUGACGUGUGACCACGCAUGAAUCACAUAUUGAAUAUUCCUCACCAGGCCGUGCUUCUUUGAAAACCGGCUCCAGGGGACGUUACAGCAGAAAUGGAAAAAAAAACCCUGUAAUUUUACAAAAAUAAAGUGAACAUAUUCAGAGAAAAGUCAUAUUCUAAGGAGGAAAAAAGUCUACAUUUUAUGAGAAUAAACGUAUAUAUUAUGAGGGAAAAU